UGAUAAUUGUCGCGUGAGGGUGAAGCUGUUUAUGUUAUAUAAGUAAUAGUAAAAAAUGACAGCGAACAAAAAAGAACAAUUUCCCUAUGAAAUUGAGAGGCUAAGUGAUGAAGAAAAUAAAGAAGUAACAAGGUGCUUUAAUGGUGGCGUUGUUUGGAAGUUUAUUCGCAUUGGUCCACAAAAAUACUUUUUCCCAAACAUUUAUGAAAAUUUUGCCGAGCGCAUUUACAACUUAGAGCUGCGGAAGGACGAUAUUUUCGUUGCAUCAUUCCCUAAAUGUGGUACAACAUGGCUUCAAGAGUUGGUCUGGCUCAUCAAUAAUAACUUAGAUUACGAUAGAGCUAAAACCGUCAUUCUCAAUAAAAGGUUUCCAUUUCUUGAAAUUGAAGGUGUGGUAGGAACCAUAAACACCGAGUCAAAUGAGAUUAUUAAAAAUAAAAUGGAGGGAGCUAAGAAGGCGCUUAUACCAAUGACAUUUGAUGAUAUUCUGACGAUGCCAACUACAUCGCCCCGCUUUAUCAAGACUCAUUUGCCUCUGUCACUACUACCUCCGACUUUACUCAACAACAAUAAGAUGGUGUAUAUAACUCGUGAGCCGAGAGACGUGGUAGUCUCAUUCUACUACCAUACUAAGCUGAUGAGGAUUAUGAACGAUGAACCCGACUUUAAAACAUUUUGGAAAUUUUUCAAAAAUUCUGAAGUGAUCUGGGCACCAUUUUUCCAACACGUUCAAGAGGCAUGGGUGCAGCGUAAUCAUCCCAAUCUGUUGUUUUUAUUCUACGAAGAUCUUCUAAACGACCUUCGAGGCAAUGUGCAGCGUGUUGCAGAAUUCUUCGGUAAAUCACUGACAAACGAACAGUUAGAUGAAUUGUGUGAACAUCUGACGUUUGACAAUUUCAAGAAGAACAAGGCAGUCAACCUCGAAGAUAUGAUUAAAACCGGUGUAUUUUCGAAAGAUGGCGCUUUCAUAAGACAAGGCAAGUCCGGGUCUUGGCGAGACCACUUUGAUCCUGAAAUGACUUUAGAAGCGGAUCGUUGGAUCAGUGAAAAUCUACAAAACACGGACCUGCGCUUUCCAAACAUGGAAAGUUGAAGAUACGUAAUAUUAUCCUAUUUAGAAACGUAAGCGGAAUUUAGAAUUCAGAUGUAAAUAAUUUGUUAUUUUCUUUUAAAGUGAUAACGCUCACUUCUGGGAUUAAUUACACAAAUUUAAUUUGAAAACAAAAUUUGUGAACGAUGCGGGACUCCAACCCGCGACCUCUCACGUUCGGUGCGAGCGCUCUUACCACUGAGCCAACUGUUUGAGUGACGUAUCGUUAAUAAAUCUUGUAUGUCUUGUUUAACUCUCAUUUGUGGCUUCAUUGUUUAGAUUUUAAAGAGCGACAUCUUAAGUCAAUUUUCCUAAUAUGCAAAUAUUAGGCUUGAGCAGGUUAUCACUUGUAAAAUGGAUCCUGUAGAUGAAGUCACAAUCUGGGAGUUGAAAAAGACAUUCAAAAUUUAUCAACAAUACGUCACACGAACGGUUGGCUCAGUGUUAAGAGUGCUCGAAUGGAACGCGAGAGGUCGCGGGUUCGAGUACCUCGUCGUUCAUAAAUUUUGUUUUCAAAUUUAAUAUGUGUAUUCAGAUGUAAUAAAACUUCUCAUGAUUUACACUGAGAGCUGUAGGAGUUAUUAUGUAAAAUAUUCUGACGACUUAGUAAAUAAACUAUCUACUUGUAAAAAAAUUUACUAAAAUUUUCUAAAUAAAUAAUUAAAAAUUA
Messenger RNA from Leptidea sinapis, 1760 nucleotides. RefSeq names its product luciferin sulfotransferase-like. Gene Ontology annotation, cellular component: cytoplasm. The transcript has 8 exons. NCBI's taxonomy places the organism in Eukaryota, Metazoa, Arthropoda, Insecta, Lepidoptera, Pieridae. Bases 56 to 1093 code for a protein of 345 amino acids. The record is from RefSeq and is a predicted model, not a curated record. Gene Ontology annotation, biological process: sulfation. Gene Ontology annotation, molecular function: sulfotransferase activity.